Molecule: messenger RNA, 1539 nt
Organism: Varanus komodoensis (Komodo dragon)
Lineage: Eukaryota; Metazoa; Chordata; Lepidosauria; Squamata; Varanidae
Gene: SHISA7
Product: shisa family member 7
Exons: 5
Coding region: 1-1539 (512 amino acids)
Biological process (GO): regulation of short-term neuronal synaptic plasticity; regulation of AMPA receptor activity
Cellular component (GO): postsynaptic membrane; dendritic spine membrane; AMPA glutamate receptor complex
Source: RefSeq, a predicted model, not a curated record
AUGUACCAGCUGCUGACGGUCAUGCUGUGUGCGGCCCUCGAGACCCUGGCCGGGCGCACGGCGCUCGCCGUCAUCCAGGCACCGCAUCACGCGAACCAGAGCUGGGGCUUGCCCAGCUUCUUGGCCCAUCUGAAGCGCUUGACGUCGCUGAACAGCAACGCGACCAGCAGUGCCAGCCGGGCCAGGCCUUCGGAGACGUGCCAGGGCUAUUACGACGUCAUGGGCCAGUACGACGCCGCAUUCAACUGCACGACCGGGGGCUACCGCUUCUGCUGCGGCACGUGCCAGUACCGCUUCUGCUGUGAGGACCGGUCCCGGAGGCUGGAGCAAGGGAAGUGCCGCGAGAGUCCUCAGUGGUUCGCCACCACGGUGGCCGGCACAGCCACCCACGGGCCCGACGUGCCGAACGGAAGCAAGCAGCCGGGGAACAGCACCGUGUAUGUCAUCUGCGGGGUCAUUAGCUUCACCUUAGCCGUGGGAGUUGGGAUCAAAUUCUUCUUCAGCAAAGCCUCGAGGAGGCCACAUGGAAGGGAGCUUAAUGUCCCCAGGGCCCUGGUUGACAUUCUCAGGCAUCAAGCAGGCACGAGCUCAUGCACCGAGCGCAACAACAGCCUUGUGAUUAACUCCAACUUCCAAGACAACGGCUCAGCCCGGCCUCCGAAGAACUUGUACAACCCGGUGAAACCUUCCAAAAGCAGCCAUGAUAACAUGCAUCACAAUUACAUCCAUCUGAAUGUCAACAGCCCCAAGCACCACACAGCCACCCUGGACUGGCAUGUGAAUCAUACGCCCAGUCACUCGAACACAAAGUACAACACCCUCAGCUGCUCCCGCUCGUUCCACAACCUCUCCCAUCUGCCCCCAUCAUAUGAGACGGCUGUCAAGUCAGAACUCAACCGCUAUUCCUCACUCAAACGUUUAGCAGCUGAGAAAGACUUAGACGAAUUCUAUGCCAAGCGUCGUCAUCUUGCUGAGCUGACACGAGGGACCCUGCCCUUGCAUGCCAUGAAGAUGAACUAUGAUAGAGACGGCUACUCUGAGAAGUCACAGAACCCACGGCGUGUCAUGUCCCAAGAACAUAUCCUUUCAGAUGGUGGCAGUGGAGGAGGAAGCUACCGCCCAUCAAACUAUGACUACACCAUUCCACGAGAGCGGGUCAUCUCCCAGGAGCACCUCCUCUCCCGUGAAAACUUGCAUUCCCAGGAGCGGUUGCUUUCGCCAGAACGUCUCCAUCAGCGCACAGGCCCCUUCCAGGAGAUGCAUCUGGGCCACCAGAAGGCCCUCUCUCAGACCAAUGUCUGUGCCAGCAGUACCCCCAUGCUUGACCACCAUCACAUGAUCAUGAAGAACUCGCACCCUGCCUCCAAUAAUUCCCCCAAGACAACUGCUCCAUGGGAGGCCAGCAGUAGCCAAGCCGCCACCAGACGCCAGGGCUUUGCAGCCAAGAGGCAAAGCACCAUUGACCAAGUCCAGUUCAUCCCUGGGCACCACCCAACCCAGCACUUACCUACUGGCAGCAAGAAUGAGGUCACUGUGUGA